UCCAGAGCUCAGCCUGCGCUGAGAGGGGAAGACCUCCGCGCUCUGAUGGACGUCUACAGGGAGGCCAUGCGUUAUCUGGAGUCACAACGUGUGCCAGUGGAAGCAGAGACUGAAGUCUUGGAGGAGGAUGUGUUCCAGGAGGAGGCCGUGUCCUGUUUUCUCUCCCCUUUCCAAGCAGAGAGCAUAGACUUCCCCGAGACCCCUACGUUCCACAGCCCGGAGGAAAUGUUGGAGAGGAAGCUUGUGGUUCUGAAAGGCAUCCUGGAGAGUGAGGAGGUUUAUCUCAGAGAGCUGGAGGCACUGCUGAUGCCCAUGAAGGCUCUGUGGGCCUCAGCCGGGACCUCCCAGCCAGUUCUGUCCUGUCGACAGGUCCAGACUGUUUUCUACCAGGUGCCCGAGCUCAGAGACAUGCACCAGAGCUUCUACUCUGGCCUGAAGGCCCGGCUGAGCGCUCACUGCCAGACAGAUCGUAGCCCAGUUGAGGGAAGAGAGAUGAGCCUCACAGAAUGUGAGCUGAUGGUGGGGGACUUGUUUCUAAAAAUGGUGAACCAGAUUGGCCUAUACAGGGGUUUCAUUGAAAACUAUGAGGAAGCCGUUGAAGUCGUUCGCAAGUGCACACAGUCAGACCCUCGCUUCCGAACUCUGGCCGAGAGCAUGAUGUCUAACAACGGUGCAGACAAAGCUCGUACCAAAUACACAUUUGAAGCUCUACUGUACAAGCCUUUGGACAGAGUGACCAAGACCACACUAGUGCUGCAUGACCUCCUGAAGACGACACCAAUGGAGCAUGGCGAUUACAUAGCCUUACAGGAGGCUCUGAGAUUGUCUCGCAGCUUCCUGUCUGGUGUCAAUGAGAGUUCACGGUGCAAACGAGAGGUCACGCUCAGCCAUGGCAUGAGACGUCAGCUGAUGCGUGAUGGCUUUGUGGUGGAUGUGAGUGAUGGGGAGCGCAGCCUACGUCACAUCUUCCUUUAUACCGACCUCCUGCUGUGCACCAGAUUCAAACAUGCAACCAAGGGGAAGCAGGAUCAGUACAGGUUCUGCUGGUAUCUGCCUCUCGCUGGCCUCAAACUAUGCUGGGUGGCAGAUCAGGAACGAUCAUCUGACGCACAGCUGCGCUUAGACGCCAUAAGAACCAAGAUGUACCUCCUCCGACAGCAGCUAGAGCAACAAGCAAAGGGAUCCAGAGGCAUGAUCUUGGCAGCUCGCAGCAGGAAGAAACUAGAGCAAAUGGAGCUGAUGCUGCUCAUACAUUCCCCUGUAUAUAGACUGGAGCUGCACAGCCCCAGUGGCAAGAGUCACGCUCUCCUCCUCUCCUCCUUAUAUGAACUUGAAGAAUGGAGAAGAGCCAUUCAUAAACUCACCAAAGAUAACAUUGAAACUGUCCCUCCAGACCUGCUCACUCUCACCAGUGCAUGUGUGAAACUGAGAAUGACCCAGCAGCCACCACUACAAAGCACCAACGCUGUAGAGGACAAGGAUUCAUUGUGUGGGACUCUGAGUGUGGCGAUUCACUCUGCCUGUGGCCUGCAGCAACCAACCUCUGUUUAUGUGUGUGUUGAAGUGGAUGGCUAUGAGUUUUAUGAUAAACAGGCCCAGACACACUCUUCAGUCCACAGCCUCAACCCACACUGGGACCAGGAGCUGUCUUUCCAGGUGGACAAGGCUCAGAACCUGAGGGUGCUCUGUGUGAGUCAGUCUGACAGACAGGAUGAUACAGUCCUGGGAAAAACGAAUUUAAAGCUGGAAUCUAAAUCCCUCAAUAAGCGAUGGAGGAGAGAGACUCUACAGCUUGGCCAAGUGGAGCUGACUCUGUCCCUUAAGUACAGUCCCCACCCACUUGACCUGCCCAGCCCUGCAGCACAGCAACAGCGUGUCUUCUGUGUCCCAAUUGAAACUGUGGCUCAACAGCAGGGAGUGCUGGUCCCCCAUGUGGUGCGAUGCUGCGUGGAGGAGGUGGAGAGGAGAGGCAUGGGUGAGAUAGGAAUCUACAGGAUUUCAGGAAACACCAGAGAAAUCAACAUGCUCAAGGCCGCGUUCAACAGCAGUCUGCGUGAGGCGGUAACCAGGCUGAGGAGCGCAGAGGUGAAUGCCGUCUCUGGCGUUCUCAAACUGUACAUCAGAGAGCUGCCUGAACCCCUCCUACCCACAGAGCUGUUUCAGAGUUUGGCCAGGACGCUGGACAUCCAGGACAUUGACUCGCGGCUCGUCUCCAUGCUGUCCCUGCUACAGUCCUGUCCUGACGCCAACCGCCACACCUUCCUCUAUCUCCUGCGCCACCUCCAACGAGUCUCUGAGAGGCAAGACAUCAACAAGAUGUCUCUGAUGAACCUGGCCACGGUGUUUGGUCCGAGCCUUUUACGCCCCCCUGUGGCUGGACUGGGACACGACGGCCCUGCUUUGGAUAUCUCCCAGGAAGUGGUGUUGCAGGUCCAGGUGGUCUUCUCCUACCUGCAGUGCAAGAAUCUCCCUGAAUACCAGAUCUCUUUACCACAUGACACAGAACCUGAAGAUGAGACCACCCACAUGUGAGACCACCGACAGUGUCACGGCUGACAGGAAAUUUCAAAAAAAAAAAAAAAAAUAUGAGUAAGAACUGAAAAACAAUAAAGGUAUUUAUUGAUGGAAAUAUGGUCUGUGUUUUUGGAUAUUUUUUGUCACUUUUGGCAAUUUCCAAUUUUUUAAAUAAAUCUAGUACAUUUUUAUGCUACAUUAAUUUUCAGAG
Molecule: messenger RNA, 2725 nt
Organism: Xiphias gladius (swordfish)
Lineage: Eukaryota; Metazoa; Chordata; Actinopteri; Istiophoriformes; Xiphiidae
Product: active breakpoint cluster region-related protein
Exons: 22
Coding region: 46-2532 (828 amino acids)
Biological process (GO): signal transduction; positive regulation of GTPase activity
Cellular component (GO): membrane
Molecular function (GO): guanyl-nucleotide exchange factor activity; GTPase activator activity
Source: RefSeq, a predicted model, not a curated record